UCGAGAGGCCGUGAGGAGUUAACGCUAUUGCAUAAUGACCAGUAGCCUCGGCGGGGACGGACUCCCGGACAGAUGAAGAGGCGAUGGCGCGUCGAGCGGGAGUCCGACACGUGAGCACCCUGACGCUGCUGCUGGUGUGCGUGUGCCCGCUGUGCUGCAGGGCUGGCUGGAUGUGGCUGGGUCUGACCUCGGCCGGAAAUCCAGAGAACGUGGGCUGCACGAACCUCCAGUUGAACACCAGACAGCGGGACUUUUGCCGAAAGAAGUUCUUUCUGCUGCCCAGCAUCCAGGACGGAGCUCGACUGGCCAUCGAUGAGUGUCAGAACCAGUUCAGGAACGAAAGGUGGAACUGCUCGACCACCGGAGAACCGUCGGUGUUCGGCCACGAACUAACGAGCGGCACCAAAGAGACAGCAUUCCUAUACGCGGUGAUGGCGGCGGCUCUGGUUCACGCUGUCACACGCUCCUGCAGUCAGGGAAACAUGACCGAGUGCGGCUGUGAUGGGCGACUGCAAGGGCUGGGCUCCUCGGACGGGGGCUGGCACUGGGGGGGAUGCUCGGACCACAUCCAGUACGGGACCUGGUUCAGUCGCAAGUUCAUGGAUCACAGCAGCAAGAACCGUUCAGCCAGCAGGGGAUUCUCACUGCACAGCAUGAACCAGCACAACAGCGAAGCGGGUCGACAGGCCAUCGGCAGGACGAUGACCACCAACUGUCGCUGUCACGGCGUCUCAGGAUCAUGUGCAGUGAAGACCUGCUGGAGGACAAUGGCGUCGUUCCAGCGUGUUGGCAUUUAUCUGAAGGGUCGUUAUGAAAGCAGCGUUCAAGUGCCGGACGGAUCCAGGAGGAAGACGAAGAGGAGGGAGCAGCUUCACCUUCCUGUUGAUAAACACCAGUUCAUCUAUUUAAACAAGUCGCCCAACUAUUGUCUGGAGGACCGACGCUUGGGCAUGUUGGGCACCAGGGGGCGGCGCUGUAAUCGGACUUCAAGCGGGCCAGAUGGCUGCAACCUGCUCUGCUGCGGCCGUGGGUACAACACGCAUGUGGUGCGACACGUGCAGCGCUGCGAGUGCAAGUUUGUCUGGUGCUGCUACGUACGCUGCAAGCGCUGCGAGAGCAUGAACGACAUGCACACUUGUAAAUAAAGACUUUCACCUGUGAAUAUUGACAAAUCCCAACAAGCCAGGCACUUGUUGGAGUCCGAAAAGACUCCCUUGCUUAUGUUCUGGAUUCUGAUGAAGGAACACAUACCAAGCGCACUGUACAUAAAGUAAUGUUGCCUUCAGUAGUAAAAGGAAAAGUUGUGCAUACACACAUUCAUUCAAAUGCCAGCCCGAAACAACCUAAGGAGAUGCAACACGCUUUAUUGGUCAGUUCCUCAUGUCAACAGUUGGUCAAUGUGCUGCAACCAGUCACACAUUUCAACCAGCUGUACUCACAUGGUGAACAACUAUGGGUUGUGAUCAGCAUUGGAUCCUCGGUCAGGGUCUAUGCAGCGCCAUACACAGCUAAAUGCAAUGCACACACAUCUAAGUGUGAUGUGUCUAUGAUAAAGCUGUUGAUGCACCGUUUUUCAAUUGCAGAUAGGUACUGACCACUGCAUCUCAUGGGAACUGGCCCCAAUGCUCUGGUGAUUUAUGUGAAGUUGCGACGUUGUACUGCCCUCUUCUGGAUACAUCCGCC
Synchiropus splendidus (mandarinfish) is the source of this 1683-nucleotide messenger RNA. RefSeq names its product wingless-type MMTV integration site family, member 16 (gene wnt16). Gene Ontology annotation, cellular component: extracellular region. Gene Ontology annotation, biological process: canonical Wnt signaling pathway; cell fate commitment; multicellular organism development. The transcript has 4 exons. Lineage: Eukaryota; Metazoa; Chordata; Actinopteri; Syngnathiformes; Callionymidae. Gene Ontology annotation, molecular function: frizzled binding; cytokine activity. The record is from RefSeq and is a predicted model, not a curated record. Bases 84 to 1145 code for a protein of 353 amino acids.